Molecule: messenger RNA, 904 nt
Organism: Miniopterus natalensis
Lineage: Eukaryota; Metazoa; Chordata; Mammalia; Chiroptera; Miniopteridae
Source: RefSeq, a predicted model, not a curated record
CCUGAAAAAUAAGGGAGGUGACAGCCAGGAGGGGGUCUUGGAGAAACACGCCUCUUCCUCCUUGUACCUUCUAGAAAGCUGCCUUUUCCUUUCCAGUGGAUAGUGUCUGACCCCCAAACUUCAGGUGGGACGUUAAUGCACCUUUCAGCUCAAAAAUUCUGCUUGCAUUUUUUUUUCUUCUUCAUAUUUCUACAACUGUUGCCAAUGGGGAGGGAGCCGGGGUUAGAAGGGUUGACACUGAGAGGCGUCACCCGCUGACCCGCUCCGUCGGUUCUCUUUGCGCAGGGACCUGAUGCCCAGAACCCUGGACGGGCAGAUCACCAUGGAGAAGACGCCCAGCUACUUCGUGACGCGGGAGGCGCCCGCGCGCAUCUCGGCCAUGUGCAAGGACACCAAGCUGAUCGUGGUGGUGCGCGACCCGGUGACCAGGGCCGUCUCGGACUACACGCAGACGCUGUCCAAGCGGCCCGACAUCCCGCCCUUCGAGAGCCUGACGUUCCGCAACCGCAGCGCGGGCCUGGUGGACGCGUCCUGGAGCGCCAUCCAGAUCGGCCUCUACGCCAAGCACCUGGAGCGCUGGCUGCGCCACUUCCCGCGGCGCCAGCUGCUCUUCGUGAGCGGCGAGCGGCUGGUGGGCGACCCGGCCGGCGAGCUGGGCCGCGUGCAGGACUUCCUGGGGCUCAAGCGCAUCAUCACCGACAAGCACUUCUACUUCAACAAGACCAAGGGCUUCCCCUGCCUGAAGAAGGCCGAGGGCAGCGGCCGGCCGCACUGCCUGGGCAAGACCAAGGGCCGGCCGCACCCCGCCAUCGACCGCGCGGUGCUGCAGCGGCUGCGCGACUUCUACCGGCCCUUCAACCGCAAGUUCUACCAGAUGACCGGGCACGACUUCGGCUGGGACUGA